Molecule: messenger RNA, 1527 nt
Organism: Talaromyces amestolkiae
Lineage: Eukaryota; Fungi; Ascomycota; Eurotiomycetes; Eurotiales; Trichocomaceae
Exons: 4
Coding region: 1-1527 (508 amino acids)
Biological process (GO): nitrite transport; nitrate transmembrane transport
Cellular component (GO): membrane
Molecular function (GO): nitrite transmembrane transporter activity; nitrate transmembrane transporter activity
Source: RefSeq, a predicted model, not a curated record
AUGCCUCCCUACAACAUGCUCACAAGCGCAUUCAAGGCUCCCGAAGUCAACCCGCUCACAUUCAAAGCACUAUCAAUCCCGAUUUUCAACCCAAUCAAUCGAUAUGGAAGAGUAUUCUUCUUCUCAUGGCUCGGUUUCUUUGUUGCGUUCCUGUCAUGGUUCGCUUUCCCACCUUUGUUGACUGUCACCAUUAAGAAAGAUCUCAACAUGAGCCAGGCGGAUGUAGCAAAUUCUAAUAUUAUGGCGCUAUUGGCUACUCUCCUCAUGCGAUUCAUCUGCGGACCCAUGUGUGAUAAAUUCGGUCCUCGAUGGGUCUUCAUCACCGUCUUACUUUGCGGCGCCAUCCCGACCGCUAUGGCAGGUCUGGUCACCACACCCUCUGGCUUGAUUGCCCUUCGAUUCUUCGUCGGAAUUCUCGGUGCCAGCUUUGUGCCUUGCCAGGUGUGGACCACUGGAUGGUAUGAUAAGAGCGUUGUCGGCUAUGCCAAUGCCUUGGCCGCUGGCCUCGGUAACGCCGGUGGUGGUGUGACUUACUUCGCGAUGCCCGCCAUCUUCGACUCCCUUGUCAAACACCAGGGCCUCUCUGACCACAAAGCCUGGAGAGUCGCCUAUGUCGUUCCAUUCAUCAUCAUCACCGCCAUCGCCAUAGGUAUGAUGUUCCUUUGCGACGACACCCCUACCGGGAAAUGGUCCGAACGCCAUCUCGGAGGCACCGACACACCCAUGAUGACAUCCAGCAACCCAGACUCAUCAGCCUUUUCUUCCGGCACUGUAACCCCGCGCAUCGCCAACGAAAAGAUCGACGGCAAAAUCGCUUCUACCUCCUCUGCUGGCUCAGACACCGAAGCUCAAGUCGACAACUCCGAGGGCGAUCUCAUUGACGAAAUGAUCGUUGCACCAACAUGGCGCGAAACUCUGCAAGUUGUUUUCAGUCUCCCCACCAUCUCUCUCGCUGCUCUUUACGCUUGCUCCUUCGGUGCCGAAUUGGCUCUCGACGGCGCUUUGGGUAGCUACUACACCAAGAACUUCCCCAAAAUGGGCCAGACCAAAUCCGGUGAAUGGGCGGCCAUGUUCGGUCUUUUGAAUGUCGUCACUCGGCCCCUGGGAGGCUAUAUUGCAGAUGUGAUUUACCGCCGCACAUCCUCCGUAUGGGCCAAGAAAAUCUGGUUGACAUUCCUGGUCAUUGUCACCGGCGUAUUCUUGUUGGCCAUCGGUCUCACAAACCCAACAAGCGAAUCAACCAUGUUCGGAUUAAUGGCUGGAAUGGCCGUCUUCCUUGAAGCUGCUAACGGCGCUAACUUUGCCCUGGUGCCUCAUGUGUACCCUUUUGCCAAUGGUAUCGUCUCCGGCACCGUCGGCGCUUUCGGAAAUCUCGGAGGUGUCAUUUUCAAUAUUGUCUUUAGAUACAAUGGCACACACUACGAGCGAUCAAUUUGGAUCAUGGGUGUUAUUACUCUGGGUAUUGGCGUUUUGCAGUCAUGGACUCGACCUGUUACCAAAGAGGUAGUCGUUUCGGGGAAGCACUGA